AUGUCAGAAGUAAACAUUGAUCCUGGAUUAUUUUAUAAACGAUUAUCAAUUUUCCAAAAACAACUUUCUGCCAAUAAUAUUCCUCAAGCAUUAAUUAUUGUUGGUGGUCGUAGUGAUGAAAAUACUUAUAAAAAAUCCACCGUUUUACAAAAUUGGUUAUUAGGUUAUGAAUUUGUUCAUACAGCAAUUUAUAUUACUUUAGAUAAAUGUAUUUUUAUUACUUCUGAAGGGAAAUCUAAAUAUUUAAAACAUUUAACUAAUCAAAAACCUGAUAUGAUUGAAUUAUGGAUUAGAACUAAAGAUAUUGAUCAUAAUAAACAAUUGUUUAUUAAAUUAUUAGAAAUUAUGAAUAAAAAUGGUAAUAAAUAUGGGAAAGUAUUAAAAGAUAAAUAUGAAGGUAAAUUUAUUGAUGAAUGGAAUGAAAUUUUAAAUGAAAAAAAUCAUUCUUUAAAUAUUAUUGAUUUAGCAUUAACAAUUUCUCAAUCAUUAGCUAUUAAAGAUUCUGAAGAAUUUAAUAAUACUAAAAUUGCUUCUAAUGCUAGUGUAGUUAUGAUGGAUACAUUUGUUAAUGAAAUGAUGAUUAUUGUUGAUGAUGAAAAAAAAAUCACUAAUAGUCAAUUAACUGAUCAAAUUGAAGAUAAAAUUGAUAAUAAUAAAUGGUAUUUACAAAGUAAAUUAGGGAAAAAUUUAUUACAAUCAAUUAAAGAUUUUGAUCCCGAAUAUCUUGAAUAUUGUUAUUCACCAAUUAUUCAAAAUGGUGGUGAUUAUGAUUUAAAACCAAGUGCUAUAUCUAAUGAUAAAUUAUUAAUUGGUGAAGGAGUAAUUUUAUCAUCUAUUGGGUUAAGAUAUAAAUCUUAUUGUUCUAAUAUUGCUAGAACUUUUUUAAUUGAUCCGACUAAAGAAAUGGAAAAAAAUUAUGAUUUUUUAUUAAAAUUACAAAAAUAUAUUAUUGAUAAUUUAUUAAAAGAUGGUAUUUUUGCUAAUAAAGUUUAUCAAAAUACUAUAGAUUAUAUUAAAAAGGAAAGACCAGAUUUAAUUGAUCAUUUCACAAAAAAUUGUGGUUGGUUAUUAGGUAUUGAAUUUAGAGAUCUGACAUUUAUUUUAAAUGGUAAAACAAUUAAUAGAAAAUUGACAACUGGACAAAUUAUAUCUUUGACUAUUGGAUUUAAUGAUUUAUCAGAUUUUCAAGGGGGGAAUAAAAUUAAUUAUGCUUUAUUAUUGACUGAUACAAUUAAAAUUACUGAUGAUUCAUCAAUUUUGUUAACUAAUUAUUCUAAAGAUAGACCCGCCAUAAGUUUUUCUUUCAAUGAUAGCAAUGAUAGCAAUAAUAAUGAUAGCAAUAAUAAUAAUAAUAAUAAGAAUGGUAAUAACAAUCGACCAGGUAUAUCACAACCUCCCACCACUAAAUUGGAAAUAUCUAAUAAAGAAAAUACCACGAUUCUUAAAUCAAAAUUACGUCAUGAAAAUAUUAAUGCUGAUGAAGCUAAUUCUGAAAAAUUAAGACAAGAAAUUCAAAGUAAAUUACAUGAAAAAAGAUUAAAAGAAGGUUUAACAAGAUUUUCUAAAGCUGAUGCAACUGAUGGUGAUGAUUUUAAACCAAUUUUUAAAAAAUAUGAAUCUUAUGUUAGAGAAUCACAAAUUCCUAAUAGUGUUAAUGAUUUAAAAAUUCAUAUUGAUUAUAAAAAUCAAACAAUAAUUUUACCAAUUUCAGGGAGACCAAUUCCAUUUCAUAUUAAUUCUUAUAAAAAUGGAUCACAAAAUGAAGAAGGAGAUUUUACAUAUCUUCGAUUAAAUUUUAAUUCUCCUGGUGCUGGAGGUAAUGUUACUAAAAAACAAGAAUUACCUUAUGAAGAUUCUCCUGAUAAUUCAUUUUUAAGAUCAAUUACUAUUCGUUCAAAAGAUCGUCAAAGAAUGAUUGAUGUUUAUAAAGCUAUUCAAGAUUUGAAAAAAGAUUCAGUUAAACGUGAACAAGAAAAAAAACAAAUGGCUGAUGUUAUAAUUCAACCUAAUUUAAUUGAAUUAAAAGGUUCAAGAAUUAAAAAAUUAGAUAAUAUAUUUAUUAGACCAACUCCUGAUACAAAAAAAUUAGGUGGAAUUUUACAAAUUCAUGAAAAUGGUUUAAGAUAUUAUCAAUCAAGUUUUAAAAAUGAUCAAAAAGUUGAUAUAUUAUUUUCAAAUAUUAAACAUUUAUUUUUCCAACCUUGUAAAGAUGAAUUAAUUGUUUUAAUUCAUUGUCAUUUAAAAAAUCCUAUAAUGAUUGGGAAAAGGAAAACUUUUGAUAUUCAAUUUUAUCGUGAAGCUAGUGAUAUGGCAUUUGAUGAAACUGGUGGACGUAAACGGAAAUAUCGAUAUGGUGAUGAAGAUGAAUUACAACAAGAACAAGAAGAACGAAGAAGAAAAGCUUUAUUAGAUAAAGAAUUUAAAGGAUUUGCUGAAUUAAUUGCUGAUUCUUCUCAUGGUAUGGUUGAUUUAGAUAUACCAUUUCGAGAAUUAGGAUUUCAAGGUGUACCAUUUAGAUCAUCAGUAUUAUGUGUCCCCACUAGAGAUUGUCUUGUUCAAUUAAUUGAUCCACCAUAUUUAGUUAUAACUUUAGAAGAAAUUGAAAUUGCUCAUUUAGAAAGAGUUCAAUUUGGUUUAAAAAAUUUUGAUUUAGUAUUUGUUUUCAAAGAUUUUAAUAAACCAGUAAUUCAUAUUAAUACUAUCCCAGUGGAAUUAUUAGAAGAUGUUAAAUCUUGGUUAACUGAUGUUGAUAUUCCUAUAAGUGAAGGACAAAUGAAUUUAAAUUGGGUACAAAUUAUGAAAACUGUAUUAGCUGAUCCUUAUCAAUUUUUCAUUGAUGGUGGUUGGUCAUUUUUAACUGGUGAAGGUGAAAGUGAUGAAGAAGAAGAAAGUGAUGAAGAAAGUGAAUUUCAAGCUAGUGAUGAAGAUCCUCAAGAUGAAGAUGAAGAAAGUGAUGAUUAUGCAAGUGAAGAAAGUGAUGAUUAUUCUGGAAGUGAUGAUAAUGAUGAUGAUGAUGAUGAUUCAGAAAGUGGAGAAGAUUGGGAUACAUUAGAAAGAAAAGCUGCUAAAGCUGAUAGAAAUUCUGGUUUUGACUAA
Messenger RNA from Candida dubliniensis CD36, 3096 nucleotides. It is a transcript of the gene CDC68, whose product is annotated as chromatin-remodeling protein. Gene Ontology annotation, cellular component: FACT complex. NCBI's taxonomy places the organism in Eukaryota, Fungi, Ascomycota, Pichiomycetes, Serinales, Debaryomycetaceae. Gene Ontology annotation, molecular function: nucleosome binding. The record is from RefSeq and is a predicted model, not a curated record. The transcript has a single exon. Gene Ontology annotation, biological process: positive regulation of transcription elongation by RNA polymerase II; transcription elongation by RNA polymerase II. The coding region runs from base 1 to 3096 and encodes 1031 amino acids.